This is a messenger RNA of Thalassophryne amazonica, 1943 nucleotides long. RefSeq names its product phospholipase A2 inhibitor subunit gamma B-like. The transcript has 5 exons. NCBI's taxonomy places the organism in Eukaryota, Metazoa, Chordata, Actinopteri, Batrachoidiformes, Batrachoididae. The record is from RefSeq and is a predicted model, not a curated record. The coding region runs from base 112 to 837 and encodes 241 amino acids.
CGCACCCACUCGCUCCCCCGCUCCCUCUGGGUUGGAAGCCCUCAGCACACUCAUAUUUCUGCACCGUCUCUAAGGUGUGGAGACACAAAGCUGCUGACAAACGACACGACGAUGAUCCUGUUUCUACUUCUCCUCCUGACCAUCUGCGCCUCAGCUGAUGUACUAAAGUGCUCAACUUGUAACAACAUAAACUGUACCAGCACGUCUACUGUAUCAUGUGGCAACGGAGAGACGAUGUGCUUAUCGGCGUCUCUCAUAUUGAAUUUCACUGCUGACGGCACAUCAGUGCGACGGCGUGUGCAGAAAUGUACCACACUUCAAGUGUGCUCGACGUCUGGCGUUCAGAAUUACGAGGCAAACAUGGGCUAUUUCUCUCUGCUGGCGACUGCUCAAUGCUGCGGAGAAGAUAGCUGCAAUCAGGAGCCUCAGCCUUUCCCGAGUUCUCAGGGGUCUGCCGGCAGCCUGCAGUGUUUCGCCUGUAAAUCAUUGACGAGCUCUGUGUGCAACCAGAUGUUACAGUGUCAGGGAGCAGAAAACAGCUGCAUGGGAGCAUCUGUGAGGUUGACAAACAUUUUCCAUUCCGCCUUUGGCUGCGUGUCUUCAAACCUGUGCACUGCAUUUCCAUUUCUGUCGUCUUUCGGCGGUUUGGAAGCUACUAUCACAAGCGGCUGCUGUAAUACCAGUUUGUGUAACAGCGGGAUACCAAAAUCUGAUGCCCCGAGCUCAGCAACCACAACAUCGGGCCCAACAACAACCGGGAGCGGCAACCACGCCUACUGUGUCAGUCUGUGCCCGCUCCACCUGCUGCUGGGACUGAUACUGUUUGCCGCCUUUUAGAACAGCGUCCAGCGCUGCGAGGAUGAGUGGCGGCUCUCAGCUUUGAUGAGUCUUUGAUGACUCAGAACGGCUGCGUCACACGGCAGGCGAACACGGCCAUGCCUGCUAUGAUGUCACGUUGGUUUAUGAUGAGAUAUUUUAAAGAAGAAUUUUGAUUUUUUUUUUCUUCUUCUUUUUUAAAUCAAAACUAAAACCACUAAAUUGUACUUUAGGAUAAAAUGAUGGUGUGUUGACAGAGCUGGGAUGGGAAUAGUUGGCCAAAAUGUGAAACAAACACAACAGCUAAAUCAUCUUGAUACCAAUUUACAUUUGUGACAUUGUAGCAUAAAAUGUAGUACACACACUUAGUAGUACACAAUGAAUAGCUCACAUGAAGAAUCAGACAACUGGGAAUUAUUGAAAAUAAGAUACAACAGGCUGGUUUUUGUUUUUUAUUUUCUUUUAUUACCAUGUGGGUUUGGAUGUUUAGUGCUAUAUUUAUAAUGCUUUUAAAAUGUCAGAUUUGUGUUGGUAGCAUUACUGAUGGCAAAACGAGGCCUCAUGAAGCAUUUAAUGUUUUUCUAAGGCCAGUAGAUGGCAGCAUUUAUUCACAAAAGGGUUGGAUGGAAAGUGAAUUUCAUUGUUUUGAAUUCACAUGUGGAAUCCAGACUCCAGUCUAGAUUUCACAUCUUUUGAAUGAACUAUUUCCAUGUUUUAGUGAAUCAUGAAGCUAUGACAAGUGCAGCUGGGGACAGAUGCACAGUUGCAACAAUCACAUCCACUGAAGAUUGUAACUCCUUCAGACUUAACAGUGUUGCCUUUUAUGAUCAUUUUAAAUCAAUGGCAACUGUACAGUAUCUUUACUGUUUUCUGAUAUUUUUCAAAUGCUUUGCUAAGCACAGCUGAGCUUCUGUUUUACAAACUGACUUCCAAAGACAACUGGAGAAAUUUCAGUUUAUUUAUCCAAUAAUCAGAGAGGUGAAUGGUUUUAUGUAUCGUCAUAAAGAUUUGCUCUUAACUGUGAAAUUAUGUCAUUGUUACAGUUAGAAAACUUUCCAAAAAUGAUUGUUAAUGCUUUUAUAAAACAAUAAACCUAUAAUAAAAUGUAUAAACUACAAAAUAACUAA